CUUUGCUCUCCGCAAACCCCGGAGAGACUGUGAACUCCGUGACUGUUCAAGGACAACUGUGUUUCAUCACUGCAUUUCAAACUCUCAAUAUGGUUGAUGCAUUUUGUGCAACUUGGAAACUGGUUGAUAGCCAGAAUUUUGAUGAAUACAUGAAAGCACUGGGUGUUGGUUUUGCCACUAGGCAAGUAGGCAAUGUUACCAAACCCACAAUUGUCAUAAGUCAUGAGGAUGACAAAGUUGUCAUAAAGACGCUGAGCACCUUCAAAAACACUGACAUUUCUUUCAAACUGGGAGAGGAGUUUGACGAAACCACAGCAGAUGACAGACAUGUAAAGUCCACUGUAACCUUGGAAGGGGACAAUCUUGUCCAUGUUCAGAGGUGGGACGGCAAGGAGACUAAGUUUGUUAGAGAAAUCAAAGACGGUAAAAUGGUUAUGACCUUGACCUUUGAGGAUCUGCAGGCUGUCCGCACAUAUGAAAAGGCAUAAUGUCCAAAUAAUGGACAUUUCAGUGUUACCCUGGCAACUUGACAAUAUUACAAGGGAAUUUUUACAUUGUAUUCUCAACUGAGUUUUCCCCUUUUUAAGAUGUGAGACAUUUUUGUAAGACCUUUUAUAUAAGCUGCACAUUGUGAAGUUUUUGUGAACCUUGCCGAAUGUCUUUAAUGUUAGUGGACUGUAUAAUUGAGGCCUGACUUUGUGUCAAAUUGAAUGAAAUACACACUUGUUUAAAAACUGA
Cyprinus carpio (common carp) is the source of this 738-nucleotide messenger RNA. RefSeq names its product fatty acid-binding protein, brain-like. Gene Ontology annotation, molecular function: fatty acid binding. Gene Ontology annotation, biological process: fatty acid transport. Lineage: Eukaryota; Metazoa; Chordata; Actinopteri; Cypriniformes; Cyprinidae. The record is from RefSeq and is a predicted model, not a curated record. Gene Ontology annotation, cellular component: cytosol; nucleus.